CCGCCACGCGGAGCGAGCAGCCCGGAGCCCGGCCCGGAGGAGUUUGAGAAGCAUUGGCAGAGAUCUCAUGAGAUGGCACCAGCUGAAAAGGGGCAAAUAGGAUGAUCCCCCACUUGGGAACCAUGGUUGAGGGCCCAGUCUCCUGAUCGCUGCCCGGCACCCUCACCUUGGCGCCAGUUCCCAGGCGCGGCCAUCAUAUGGACCCAUGGCCCUGCUCCGGGGGCACGCGGAGGCCCCGGGCCUAGAGCCCGGCGGCGCAGGGCCAGGAGGCCGUGGAGGCCGAGCGACCCGAGCUCGGCACGUCAUCAUCAACGUCGGGGGGUGCAGAGUGCGCCUGGCCUGGGCCGCGCUGGCGCGCUGUCCCCUCGCGCGCCUCGAGCGCCUGCGAGCCUGCCGCGGCCACGACGAGCUGCUGCGUGUGUGUGACGACUACGACGUGAGCCGCGACGAGUUCUUCUUUGAUCGCAGCCCGUGCGCUUUCCGCGCCAUCGUGGCCCUGCUGCGCGCCGACAAGCUGCGGCUGCUACGCGGCCCGUGCGCGCUGGCCUUCCGCGAUGAACUGGCCUACUGGGGCAUCGACGAGGCGCGGCUGGAGCGCUGCUGCCUACGCCGCCUGCGCCGCCGCGAGGAGGAGGCCGCCGAGGCGCGCGUCACAUCGAACGGCCGUGGGGCGCAGGGGAGCCCGGCGCGCGCCCUGGGGCCUGGGCGGCUGGAGCGUGGCAGAAGGCGCCUGCGCGAUAUGGUGGAGAACCCGCAUUCUGGGUUGGCGGGCAAGCUCUUCGCCUACGUCUCGGUGGCCUUCGUGGCGGUCACAGCCGUCGGCCUGUGUCUGAGCACCAUGCCUGACAUACGCGCAGAAGAGGAACGGGGCGAGUGCUCCGCAAAGUGCCGCAACCUGUUCGUGCUGGAGACGGUAUGCGUGGCCUGGUUCUCCUUCGAGUUCCUACUGCGCUCCCUACAGGCCGAGAGCAAGUGCGCCUUCCUGCGGACGCCGCUUGCCAUCAUCGACAUCUUGGCCAUCCUGCCCUUCUACGUGUCGCUGCUUGCGGGCCUGGCGGCCGGUCCCACGGGCAGCAAGAUGCUGGAACGCGCGGGGUUGGUGCUGCGGCUGCUGCGUGCGCUCCGCGUGCUCUACGUAAUGCGCCUGGCCCGCCACUCGCUGGGGCUGCGCUCGCUGGGCCUCACCGUGCGUAGGUGCGCGCGCGAAUUCGGACUGCUCCUGCUCUUCCUCUGCGUAGCCAUGGCGCUCUUCGCGCCGCUUGUGCACCUGGCUGAGCGCGAGCUGGGUGCUCGCCGCGACUUCUCCAGCGUGCCGGCCAGCUACUGGUGGGCGGUCAUCUCCAUGACCACCGUGGGCUAUGGCGACAUGGUGCCGCGCAGCCUUCCGGGCCAGGUGGUGGCGCUGAGCAGCAUCCUCAGCGGCAUCCUACUGAUGGCCUUCCCAGUUACCUCCAUCUUCCACACCUUCUCGCGCUCCUACUCGGAACUCAAGGAGCAGCAGCAGCGCGCGGCCAGCCCUGAGCCGGCCCUACGCGAAGACAGCACGCACGAGGACAGCACGCGCUCGGCCAGCGCCACUGACGACAGCUCGCAGGACCCCGAGAGCAUGGCCCCGGCUGGGAGCUCGCCCAGCAUGGUGGAACCCUGAGCCAGGUGCUCUGCUGAGAGUUUCUGUGGGUCAAAGCCUAGGAGGACGGUGAGCGUCCACUGACACUGGAGUUGCAAACUUGGUCCAGCACUUGUCACUGCAGUCUGGCUAUCCAAGCAACCCCAAGUUUUCAUAGCCUGGAAGAUAAAAUAGUCUGGGCUUUCCCCUCCCCUUUAUUUUCCCCUCUAGUUUUAAAUUUUCUAUGAUUAACUAAAAAUAAAUUGAGUCCCAGAAACGCCAAGUCAAGUGCCAGCUACCCUGGACUGAUUUCUGUCUUUCCCUGCUUCUAACUCAGGGCAGUCCUAGGAAGCAAGGCAUGGCGUCCCUUCUUGCCCACCCUGUGACCUUUAGUGGGCAGUCUUCAGCUAGCACAGGGCUCUGUCAGCGUCCACAUUACCUGCUAAAAGUCUGGGCAGAGGUUUGACAGGACACUCAGCCUCCUAAUUCUGCCUAACUAUCCUUUGCAGGCAGAGGGUAAAGCUCUCCGCUUUGAAUUCUGACCUCAGUUCCCUGACACCAGCUCCUCAGAGACAAGGGUCUCUUGCUCUUUCAUUUCCUUGAUAAGGUGGCAAGUUUCCCUCAAGUUUGCAUGGCAACAUUUUCAUCUUUUCCCUGCCCUCUCACCUGAUCUGUAGGAAGGUUGCCUGUCCUCAGGGGACUUUUCUCUGAAAUACAGCUCAAGUGAAGGGGAAAAAAGGUUGCCUGUCCUCUUGGGACUUUUCUCUGAAACAUAGCUCAAGGGUAGGAAAAAGAAAAACAAAAAAAAAACUCUGUGAAAGGCCUGGUGGAGUGGGGUGGUGUUUUGGGAAGACUGGCUAGGACACAUCCAGGAGGCCCCCCUGCAGGGUUCCUUCAGCAGGAGCAGGAGCUUCUCAGUCAGGGCAAAUGGAAUGGAACUUCCCAAACCAUGUUCCUUUGCCCUUGUUCAACAAGCCCACAGGUGUGGUUGCACCAGUUUAUAAUCCCAGCAUUUGGGAGGUGGAGGCAGGAGGAUCAGAAGUUCAAUGAGUCAGGACACCACACCACCCUAAGACAGUCAUAGACCUCAACAUCCAGAGGGAAGGUCCACUAUCUUAGGCCACCAUCCCUGCCCACUAGGGCCCCCAUGUGAGGUGCGUGCCCACUUGGGACCCUUGUACCACAGACUUUGAAAGAUUCUAUACCAGCCCAAUAAAAAGUGCCAGU
Molecule: messenger RNA, 2833 nt
Organism: Nannospalax galili (Upper Galilee mountains blind mole rat)
Lineage: Eukaryota; Metazoa; Chordata; Mammalia; Rodentia; Spalacidae
Gene: Kcng2
Product: potassium voltage-gated channel modifier subfamily G member 2
Exons: 4
Coding region: 206-1648 (480 amino acids)
Biological process (GO): potassium ion transmembrane transport; protein homooligomerization
Cellular component (GO): voltage-gated potassium channel complex; membrane
Molecular function (GO): voltage-gated potassium channel activity; protein binding
Source: RefSeq, a predicted model, not a curated record